Molecule: messenger RNA, 1683 nt
Organism: Caenorhabditis briggsae
Lineage: Eukaryota; Metazoa; Nematoda; Chromadorea; Rhabditida; Rhabditidae
Gene: Cbr-ztf-8
Product: Protein CBR-ZTF-8
Exons: 10
Coding region: 1-1683 (560 amino acids)
Source: RefSeq, a predicted model, not a curated record
AUGGCUCACCUGGUGUGCCCGAUGUGCAGUGAGACGCUCAGCGAGGAGGGCUCUCACUUUUUCAAGCAUUUUAAAUAUAAGAGAUAUGCAUGCGGAGAGAACGAUUGUACGCAUCAAUUCUAUACAGAAGCCGAGAGAAAUGCACAUUGCUCGGCGAAUAAUCAUAAAAGAUCGUUUCAGAAAACAGUGAAUCCAUACAUUGAUCGAAUGAUCACCCAAUUGGUAGAAGACGCGAAACACUUGGCGAUGACGAAUGAUAUGGAAGUAGUGAUUGCGAAUCGUUGGGGAGGAGGAGGAGAUUCUGAAUCUCACUCUGAACUUCUGAAGACGUCAGAAGUGGUGAAGCAGAGAAAGAAGAGAGUGACGUCGUCGUCGUCAUCUACGAUGACUCCAGUGACCAAGAAGACGAGAACGACGCCUGCUGUGAAGAUUUCCACGUCUCCAUUCGCCUUUUUGAGCAGCAGCACCACCACUUCUGGAGCAGCGUCUUCUUCUUCGAAUAUAAACCCUCCGACUCCGCCCACUCCAUCCCCAACCGCCACCGUCCAACCAGCCCCUUCUUCUUCGGCAAUAGUGGAUUCAACGACUUCAGAUCACAAUAUCCCGAUUCCACCAGCACCUCCACCGCCUACCACACGAAAACCAAGAAAUCAGAGACAAUCGGAGAGCUGCUCAACUGGACCACACAAUCAGACGUACGAGGAGAUGUCGGCACUGGAUAAACUGAUUGGAUGGUUCGAUCCGAAUGUUCCAGAGAGACAGGAUGCUGCCAAAAUCAAGUGCUCAGUUUGUCACAAGGAAAUAGUCUAUGAUUAUAUCAUCCGCAAAGGACACGUCACCAGAGAUCACAUGGCGGCCGAUGUGGCACCACAGGACUACGAUGACAUUCUGAAGAGUACGAUGGACCGAUGCUACCCGGAAAUGCCAAACUCGAGCCUUGCAUGUCAACUAUGCAUGACUGGGUCGGAUGUUCGUAAAACUCUCCGUCGUGAGCACAUUGAGAAGUUCCAUACGACCAGUUUGCCACCACUGACGUGUCCGUUGGACGGCUGUGGAAAAGGAUUCAGAAGACAGUGCGAUUUGAGUUCUCAUAUGAAGGAGAUUCACAAGGCAAGAAUGUCGAUACACAAGGACCAAACGUUCCAAAACAUUCGCCGUCGUCGGAACGGAAUGAUCAACGAAAUGAUCAACAAAUGCUUCCCGUGGUCUAGUUUGGAGGCGAUGGAGAAUAAGGCCAUUGCAUUGAACAAAAGCGCCUCCUCUACGCCAUCACUCGCGACGCCGACGGAUUUGUCCAAAGAUGUGCGACUCAGAGAUGCUAAUAAGACCCGCCGCGCUCCACAAUACAACACCACCGGCUCCUCGUCGUCCUCGUCGUCAUCAGAUUCAGAAGACGAAUCGACGACACUGGCUACUGUAGAAGAUCCAAACGGCACGCCAAUCGACUUCUCGCGUGACGUCAUCUACAUUUGUCAUCAAUUCAACGCAGAAGUCACUCAGAAGUUGUCAGAACGAGCCGCGCCGAUGCUUGUGAAGCGGGAGGCACGUGCUGAAGCCGUCGUUCUUAACGAUGAACCGAUGGAGGAGGAACCAGAAGACGACGUCAAAGAAGAGGAGGAACAACGGGAGGAGAUGGAAGUUCCCAAAGUUGAAGACGUCGUUCAGAGGCCAUUUGCAGUCUGA